CCGAGGUCGAGCUGCUGGCACUAAUUCCACCCCUCGAUGCAGCGCGUGGCGGCUUCAACCACGAACACGGCAUCGAAAACAUGGGAGAGCUCCCAACCGUUGAUCUGUUGAAAGCGGCACACGGAGCAUCUCACCGCUAGCCAAAAUAACUCGGAAAAUAUGACUCUUCGAGAAUCGCAGCUACGCAGCCUAGUUUUUUCUGACACUUUUUGAUGCAGCCAAGCUGAAGGCUAAUUUGGUGGUUGACGGCAGAGUGGAUUUUACUAACUAGAUAUGGACUAGCGCACAGUCAUUGCUCCUCCUCCUCUAACGAUAUUUAUAUAUAUAUAAACAGUGCAAAGAUGUGAAAGGAGAGGGCCGUUGGACAUCAAGACAUUCCUAAAUUUCAACUCUCAGAAGAAGACAUUGUGGCCAUGGCGCCAGGCACCGAUAAGGGAGAAGAGUUUCUGAAACGGCCAUUAUACGUAUUCGAUCUCCCAGCAGGACUACUUGCAUCUCUAUCACAUAAGCCUACUAGCGUGCCUACCCCCAUUCCUCUCAAACCAGACGAGCGCCAUAAGACACUAGAACAAGGGGAAAGGCCCGAUGGAGUCGUCGGCGUUACGUCAUGCUCGUUAUGCCAGGUCUCCUUCCAGAACGUCCAGGAGCAAAGGGAGCACGUAAAGUCAGAUCACCACAGAUACAACCUGAAGUCACGAAUACGGGGAACUCCUGUGUUAAACGAAGUCGAGUUCAACAAGGCCAUUGGAGAGCUGGACGAGUCGAUAUCCGGGUCUGAAUCCUCAUCGGACGAAGAAGAGGAGGUUGAGGAAGGGCAGAAAACUCCUGAUACCAUACUCACUGCACUCCUUAAGAAACAAGAGAAAAUAUCAUCUACACCAGAAGCGGAUGAGAUAAUACCGAAGCAGAAAAAUAAACCGGGGAAACAUCCAUUACUGUGGUUCUCGAGCCCUUCGCUCCCACAAACGACAUCCUUGGGUAUCUAUCGAGCGCUUUUCACCAACAUAGAGCAAGAAGAACCGGACCAUUUAUUAGAGUCUCUGAAGAAUAAGCAAUACAGGGCAGCACCGUAUCAACCAAACAAAGCUUCGCACGCGAAUGAUAAAAUCAGCGAACUCCAACAACCCACCCCUCACAUUUUCCUCUGUAUGAUUGGCGGCGGCCAUUUCGCGGCAAUGGUAGUGGCAUUAACUCCAGAGAUAAUAAAGAAGCCCGGUGGAAUUGAGGAGCGGCAGGCAAGAGUACUUGCUCAUAAGACAUUUCAUCGAUACACAACGAGGCGGAAACAAGGUGGCUCCCAAUCCGCCGCCGAUGCUGCACAUGGCGCUGCACAUUCUGCAGGUGCGUCGAUCCGGCGGCACAACGAAGCCGCAUUGCAAACCGAAAUCAGGCAGUUGUUGGAGGGAUGGAAAGAAAUGAUCGACCAGGCACAAUUGCUCUUCGUAAGAGCGACAGGAAACACUAAUCGGAGAAUUCUAUUUGGGCCACACGAUGGGCAGGUGCUCAGACAGUCGGAUGCCAGACUCCGUGGAUUCCCGUUUACAACACGGCGAGCCACACAGGGGGAACUUAUGAGAGCGUUCACGGAACUAACUCGGGUGAAAGUUAGCCAUAUCGAUGAAGCGGCACUCGCGCUUGAAGCUGAAAAGCAGUGUGAAGCCCUCUCCAAAUCGCCCAAACCACCUCCACAGCAGUCACAACGGCAAAAGCCAAAAUUAUCCAGUGAGGAGGAGACAUUGUUAGUGCACACUGCCCAAAUCCAAGCUCUAAUCCGCCGCUCUAAAGUCCCCGCUUUAAUCUCCUAUAUCGCAAACAAUUCCAUCCCUGCGUCAUUCACAUUUCACACCUCUUCCCCCCAACAAACCCACCACUCCCCCACACCCUUACAUCUAGCCGCAAGCUCCAACUCCCCUGCAAUCGUCCUGGCCCUCCUCACCAAAUGUAAUUCCGACCCUACGGUUUUAAACGGAGAGGGCAAGCCACCCUUCGACCUAGCCGGCGACAGACCCACCCGCGACGCCUUCCGCGUCGCCCGCCAUGAGCUCGGCGAAACAAAAUGGAACUGGGACGCAGCCCACGUUCCAUCCGCGAUAUCCAAGAUGGAAGCGGAUAGCAGAACAGAACGUGAGAGGCAGGCUGCUGCCGACGCAGAGGCUAGCAGGCGGAAGGCUGAGGCGGAACGUUUGAAACGGGAGGAUGCGGAAAGGGCCAUCGGGAACGCGAAAAGGCAGGGCGGGCGUAUCCUGCUGGAGAAGACGGUUGCGGAGAAGCGGGAGGAGGAGAUGAGGGGAAUGACGCCGGAGAUGCGAGCGAGGCUGGAGCGGGAGAGGCGGGCGAGGGCUGCGGAGGAACGGAUUCGGAGGAUGCAGGCUGGUGGUGGUGGGGUGUGAUUGUUAGAUCUAGAGAAUUUCAUACUUAUCGUAUCCUGUGGUUGAUAGUAGCCUUUUCCCACUAUCCGCACGUAAAUGCUCGGGGAUUUACCAUCCUUACUGCGGGAGGUACGUUCUGCUAGUUUACAUGUUUCUGGAAAGAUCCAGCCCCAUUGUCAAGCGUAACUCAGCAAUUAGAAACGCACUACUUUCUCAACAGAGCACUUCAUCAAGGAAGGUUGGCGCAUAAUACCCCAUACGAAGGAUCUAACCAUCUCAACCCCCCCGAGCAAACUAACGAUUGACAAGCAUCCCGUGAAACUACAUAGCUAUCGCGAAGAACGGUUUCCUUUCUUGAUAAUGAUGAAUGAAUAUCCCUGCUGCGGGAUUGCACUUGAUGUUACCUUACCGGCAUCAUCCCUAUCCUAUCUCAAGAAGGACUUCGGUCAGACUAUUUCCACUGGCGUUUAGACGAAUAUCUACUACUCCUUGCUGUAGCUGCAAGCGGUCUCGUAUCUUGCUCUAUUCGCUUCAACCCCCACCGUCAGGAGCUGGCCAUAUUUUCUAUUUUCUAUUUUCUAUCUAUUUUCUAUUUUAU
Messenger RNA from Blastomyces gilchristii SLH14081, 2967 nucleotides. Its product is annotated as C2H2 finger and ankyrin domain-containing protein. The record is from RefSeq and is a predicted model, not a curated record. Gene Ontology annotation, molecular function: nucleic acid binding; zinc ion binding. The transcript has 2 exons. The coding region runs from base 414 to 2390 and encodes 658 amino acids. NCBI's taxonomy places the organism in Eukaryota, Fungi, Ascomycota, Eurotiomycetes, Onygenales, Ajellomycetaceae.